GCCUGGAAUUCACAGCUGCCUAAAGCUCUCUUGGAACAUGUAACGGCGUGAUCCUGCCGUCCCAAGUGUUGCCCUACGAAUACGAAGUUAUGCCGAAGAUCUCUUGGAUCUGUGGUCUGCCCCUGCCAUGCCGACGCGUCGAGCCCACCGGAAAUCCAGACAUGGCUGCAAGGCGUGCAAGCAGCGUCGGGUGAAGUGCGACGAAGCAAGACCCGUCUGUACACACUGCCAGCAGCGCGAGGAGCAGUGCGAAUACAGCGCAGAGGCGUCCUAUAUCUGGGCAGUUGAUGAGCCUCCUCGCGGUCGGGCCAGAAGGCGCAAACAGUCCGGAAGUGAGCGUAAACACGCCGACGAAGAUGCUCCGUUCGAGCUUCUGGAUACAUUCGGUCGCCAGACAGACCCGGCGUCUAGUUCUACACUGGACAUGGUCCAGCUGAGGCUGCUGGUGAACUGGCAGCAUGAGACGUGUCAGUUCUUCUCCCGCGACACGGAAACGAGAAUCAUUUGGCAGAUUCAUCUCGUGGACGAGGCGCUGAAAACACCGCCGCUUAUGCAUGGUAUUCUCGCCGUGUCGGCCCUACAUCUCGCGCUGUCGGAACCACCUUCGGAACAGGCGUUUUGGCUGGGUAUAGCUACCGCGCAUAAGAGCGAGGCGCUGCAGUUUCUACGGAAUGGGCUGGGGAAUGUUAAUGCGGAGAAUGCGACCUCGUUGGUGAGAAUAUCUGGACUGGUUGUAGCCUAUGCGUUUGGGUCGGCCUUGACAGAGACAGACGCGGACAAACCCUCGUUGGAUGCGCUGAACAAGGUCUUCGUUUUGUGUCGCGGGAUUCAGCAAAUAAACAAUGCGGCCUCUUCUUUUCUGCGGCAGAGUAACCUUGCGCCGCUCUAUCGCCCGGGGGAUACCUCUUUGGCGGUUCCUGACCUUGUUAAGGCAUCACUGGAUCGGCUUGACAAGUUGAACACGAAAUGUCUGCAUCUUGGGGGCCACGACGCUGCAACGUAUACCCGUGUGAUUGCAGCAAUGCGAGCGCUAUCCGGGCACUGUUUCGUACAGCCCAACUCGAUGACUUUCGUUGUUGGGUGGGCCAUUCGCGCCUCUCCUGAGUACCUGGAGUAUCUUCAGGCGAAAGAGCCGUUUGCUUUGGUGAUACAUGCUCAUUACUGUGCUUUCUUACACUUGGCCAGAGGCAAUUCCUUUCUACAGUACUGGGGCCGAGCUGUGUUGGAGGAUAUAAUUCCGCUGCUGGACGAUUCUUGGAGGCCACAUAUUGAGUGGCCUGUUGCUGAGGUAUUUGGCGUUGACUGGCCGUUAUAAAAAUAUUUGUUUUAUUUCUAGGUUAUGUUUGACAGUCCCUCCCAUCGUAUAAAAUAUAAUAGUUACGAAAUUUGAUACUGCAUCUUGGC
This is a messenger RNA of Aspergillus versicolor CBS 583.65, 1404 nucleotides long. Its product is annotated as Zn(II)2Cys6 transcription factor. Lineage: Eukaryota; Fungi; Ascomycota; Eurotiomycetes; Eurotiales; Aspergillaceae. The transcript is spliced from 2 exons. Bases 128 to 1315 code for a protein of 395 amino acids. Gene Ontology annotation, biological process: regulation of transcription by RNA polymerase II. The record is from RefSeq and is a predicted model, not a curated record. Gene Ontology annotation, molecular function: zinc ion binding; DNA-binding transcription activator activity, RNA polymerase II-specific.